CAGGGUGCUCAUGAAUAUUUAACAAACCCGGAAGUUAGGCGGUGCUGCUGUUUUGCUGUCGAGUCACCUCUGUCGGGAUGGAGGAAAACCAACCGCUAUAAUGUCGCAUAACGAAGGAUUCCGACAGCUGAGCAUCUCGAACCGGGAUACUUAAGACGCCUAACAUUAUUUAUGCUAAAUACUGAACCGUUACAAUUACAUUUUUGUCAAAAUGAUGGAAGAAAUCGACAGGUUCCAGGUACCUCCAGUCAACGGAGAGACGCAACCUUUGGAUCCAGCAGCUUCCUCUAACUCAGAAACCGAUCCCGAUGCCAAAGCAGAGACAGUGGCCAUAAACUACAAACCCUCACCACUUCAAGUUCAGAUAGAGAAACAGAGAGAUCUUGCCAGGAAGGGCUCAGUGAAGAAUGGCACUGUGGGUAGUCCUGUCAAUCAACAACCUAAGAAGAAUGCUAGAACAAGGUUGGUUGUGCCAAAUAAAGGCUACUCCUCUCUAGACCAGAGCCCAGAUGAGAAGCCCCUCGUAGCACUGGACACCGACAGUGAUGAUGACUUCGACAUGUCCAGGUACUCGUCAUCAGGAUACUCCUCAGCCGAGGUGAGAUGUCUGAGGGACCAGCAAAUCAACCAGGACCUCAACAUCCAGCUCCUGAAGGAUGGCUACCGACUCGAUGAAAUUCCAGAUGAUGAAGACCUGGAUCUGAUCCCCCCCAAAGCGGUCAACCCCACCUGCAUGUGCUGCCAAGCUGCUCCCUCCACAGCGUGUCAGAUCCAGUAGCAUCAUUUCUUUUCUUUAAAAUCUUUCCGGCACAUGCUCUAGGCCAAUUUCUCAGCAGUGACGGCAAAGAGAAGUGGGGAAACUGUUUGCACACUUUGGAUCUGUGUCAGGUAGGUAACACCUUUUGCAAGAAUCGGUGGAUGUUGUGCACCUUCCUCCUAUGGUUGGACCUGUGCACCUUACAUCUGCAUUGUGGAGGGAAAUUAUGGUACAAACAUAAGGUUGAAGGAAAAACUAUUACUUGUUUUUGUCCUCAUUAUAACAGUUUUUUCCCCACAUGGACCAUUAAGGACUAUUAAUUAGAAAGGACAUAGGAUGAAAGACCACAUAUACUGAUUCUCUUAGCUUUGUCUUCCUGUGUAUAUAUGUCUAACAUGAACAUGAUGUUUAUGUGUGAGUAUAUCCAGUUAACUCGGAAAGGUAGUGCUGAACCAUCAAGCUACUAGUGGUCCAAAUUUUAGUUUUCUGAUAUGUCUGUUUCAUUAUUUUGGUUAAAAAAAAAAAGUUUUGCAUGUUGCCUGUUUACACUGUGUCGAAUGUGCCCACUUUCGUUGACCCUGUACCGCACACAUGUCACCAGUCAGACAUCAUUCACAGUAAUAUUAUUUAAAAAAUGCUAUUUUGUAGAAAAAAUGAUUAAAAAUAAUAGUGGCGAGAGCAGCUUUGUUAGCUGAUGUACUUUAGUUGUGUAUCAAUGCAUAUGGGAACAUGUUCUCAUAAGAAUUUAGUUGGACGUUGUACAAAAUAUUGUGUUAUAUCAUAACUGGGUAUUUUUGCAGCAACAUCAUCAUUAGUGCAUGUGUGUGAGCCCUGUGGGAAUAAUAAUCAUAAAAAAAAAUAACGCUAGAUUUAAGUAACCUCAAAAAUAUUUUUUUUCUAUCAACUUUUUGUACAAAAAUCCUACUAAUUUCUUUUGAGAGGAUGCUAAGAUAGCAUAGCAUAAAGUAAUAUGUGCAAUUUGCUGUACCUGCUGUGAAUUCUGGCAGUAUACUGUAUUAUAGAUUUUGUUUUAAAGGGAGGUGUAAAAUAAUUGUAUUGCUUUAGUUUUCCUUAGUGAUGUUGGUUUUCUACUUAUCCACCCCCAUAUUUGAUUUACUAUGUGUUACACCGCAGACACAGCUUUGUAUUGUCACUGCCAGUGGCCUUUUGUCACAUGGUCGCUUUGUGUUUACUACACCGCUUGAACUCAUUCAACAUCAGCCGAUCACUUUUGUUCGUCUGUUUUGAUAACAUUAAGGCCGACACUCUAAUUAUUAGAACUUAGUUGCAAUAUUUGGGAAACCCUCACAUAUAUGCUUCAUUACUGUAUGUUUACAUCUUUGUUAUUUGUUAGAUAUGCUACAACGAGCCAUGUAGUAUAGCUUUGUUUUUUUGCACAAGAGAAGUCCUGGUUUUGGUCUCGGAAUGUGUGGAUAGAAGCGAAUCCAAGCCCAUUAUGUAUUCCCGGUUUGAGCAUCAAUCCAUACAUUGUCAUGCAAAUAAGGUGCCAUGCGUAGAUACCUGUUUUACAGUAUAAGAUGUGUAACAUCAGCUCACACUGACUGUGUAAAAGAUGCUUAACAAUCAUGUGGUGCGGCGGUCUUAUAGGAACACUUUCUGACUAGUACAUCAUUUAGGAUGUAGAUUCACUACUAUCUUUGCUUUCUAACAUAUUUAUUUACAGUUGUACAUUUUAAAUUAUUUUCCAGUCAUGUGUAAUAUUUCAUUCAUAUGGUUUAUUUUCUAUGUCAGAGGCUUAUGAUGACUGUACAAUGGUUCCAUUUAGACUUUUAACAGUGCUCAAGUCCUGUGUAUAGUGCAACAUGUAAAAAAAAUAAAUACUGAAUCCCCA
Molecule: messenger RNA, 2609 nt
Organism: Doryrhamphus excisus (bluestripe pipefish)
Lineage: Eukaryota; Metazoa; Chordata; Actinopteri; Syngnathiformes; Syngnathidae
Gene: fam219aa
Product: family with sequence similarity 219 member Aa
Source: RefSeq, a predicted model, not a curated record